AUGCCACGUCUAGAGUUAUUAGCUACAUUAGAAGUAAACAUUAACAUCAUUAUAGGUCACCAAGAUCGCGUCUGGCAAGCGUCUUGGCAUCCAACCAAGACUAUAUUAGCCACUUGUUCAGGCGACAAGACAGUUCGUCUGUGGGCUCCCAUUUCCCCCACAAACCCAACAGAAUGGCAAUGUGUAGAGACUCUUGAAGGCGCUCAUAAACGUACCAUUCGUAGUGUUGCUUGGUCUCCAACCGGAAAUGAACUAGCUACUGCCAGUUUCGAUGCAACCACUGGCAUUUGGGAACAUGAUGCUCGUGAAGAUAAUUGGGAAUGUGUUGCUACUCUUGAAGGACAUGAAAAUGAAAUCAAGUCGGUCUCUUGGUCAGCCACGGGUGCCCUUUUGGCCACUUGUAGUAGAGAUAAAAGCGUCUGGAUCUGGGAGGUUGAGUCAGAUAACGAUUUUGAGUGUCUUAGUGUAUUACAGGAACAUGCCCAAGAUGUCAAGAUGGUCGCUUGGCAUCCCAAGUUGGAAAUACUGGCAUCCGCUAGUUAUGAUGAUACAAUCAAGAUUUGGAAAGAGGAUGAGGAUGAUUGGUACUGUGCUGACACCCUUAGUGGCCAUCAAUCGACUGUCUGGUCGAUAGAUUUUGAUGCUACGGGCGAUCACUUGGUCUCUGCUUCAGAUGAUCAAACGAUACGUAUUUGGAAGAUGUAUAAACCAAAUAAUCCUCAAGGCAUUCCAACACAUAAUGGAGAGGCCGCUUGGAAGACAAUCUGCACCUUGUCUGGUUAUCAUGAUAGAUGUAUUUAUUCUGUCUCAUGGUCAAAAGUAAAUAAUUACAUUGCAAGUGUCAGUGGUGACAAUACAAUUCGCAUAUUCGCAAAAGAUACAGAAGCUACAACGGAUGAAGACAGUCCAAUCUUUAAAAACAUAAUAACAGAAAAAGAUGCUCAUGGUGUAUAUGAUAUCAAUGGUGUAUCAUGGUUUCCUAAUGAAAGACAUGGCGACUGGCUUGCUACAGUAGGCGAUGAUGGUAUUGUUCGUAUUUGGAGAGUAAUAGAAUAA
This is a messenger RNA of Rhizopus microsporus ATCC 52813, 1056 nucleotides long. RefSeq names its product WD40 repeat protein. The record is from RefSeq and is a predicted model, not a curated record. Lineage: Eukaryota; Fungi; Mucoromycota; Mucoromycetes; Mucorales; Rhizopodaceae. The coding region runs from base 1 to 1056 and encodes 351 amino acids. Gene Ontology annotation, molecular function: protein binding. The transcript is spliced from 3 exons. Gene Ontology annotation, cellular component: cytosolic [4Fe-4S] assembly targeting complex. Gene Ontology annotation, biological process: iron-sulfur cluster assembly.